Molecule: messenger RNA, 1545 nt
Organism: Symbiodinium natans
Lineage: Eukaryota; Dinophyceae; Suessiales; Symbiodiniaceae
Source: the annotation of a GenBank genome assembly
AUGACUGAUGCGGCUGCAUGCUGGGAGGUGGUGGGUGGCGGCGACAAAGGCGGCAUCCUGGUCAGAGAUGGCUCCAGCACAAGCUCCAAGCAGUUGGAGGGCCGACUCUCGACAGGUUCCCGUGUAGAGGAGUUGGGUCGAGUUGGAGAUCGCAUCCACUAUCGGCUUAUCUCCGGCAGCGGCCCGGAUUCAGGAUGGGUGAGCAUCACCCUCAAGGACAAGGAGCUGCUUCGAAAAGUAGAGGAAGAACCAGCAGCGCAGAUCAGCGCUGCUGAUGGCGUCCAGACUGAGCAGAGCCAUGCUGAUGCUACGCAGGCAGCAGUGGACGAGGCGCUGACGGAGCCGGAGCCCGCGGCUGCGCAGAAGGCAGGGGCAGAGGCUGCUGAGGCUGCUGAGGCGCCGAAGCCUGCCGCGACACUCAGCGAGGAGGAGCUGGCUUUGGCGAAGAGUGCUGAGUCCUGGUGGAUGGACCCAGCAAGGAGGAAGAUGCCAGCGAGUGUGGAGGCACAUCUCCUGGAUGACUUUCUGGCCAAGAAGGGUGAAGCACUCGAGCCGCCAGGCGACUAUCUCGGUGGGCAGCUGCCGGUAAUGCCCCGUACAGUUGGGCUGCCAACCUACGCAGCUGUUCCUGAAAAGGCCAAGAAGCUUUUCCCCGAGAAAGCUCGCAAGCCGAUGAUACGGCUUUACUGCUUCCCAGGGGCCGCUGACAACUACAUGCUUUGGCUGGAGCUGGCCACAAGCGCGCCUGAUUGGUGCGAGGUUGCCGUGUAUGAGCCGCGAGCACAUGGUUUCCGGCCAGAGGAAGCCUGGGAUCGGAGCCUGGAGGAGCGAGCCGAGGAUGCCUUCCGUGUCAUGCGCCCGGCCUUCGAGACGCACGCCCGAGGUGGCGUCUCGGAGGGUGCGCCUUUUGGCUUCCUUUCGCACGGAGUGGGCGGCCAGUUCAUGGCCCUCCUGGCGUACCGCCUGAAGCAGGAGCUCAACAUAGAGCCGCUGGUGGUGUUCGCCAACGACGGCCCUCCCCCAAAUGUGCCAACCCUCUCAGACGAAGGCUAUCGCAUGCUGUGCGAGGAUGUCCUUGGCUUCUACCGCCUCUUCCAGCCCGACACGAUGGACCAGUACGAGAAGAUGGGCGGCAGAGGGAAUCGCGCGGCGGAGGCCCUGAUCCAGAAGUGGUCUCGUGGACUACGGCUGUUUGAAGAGCAUGCAAGGCGGACGGUUGCACGUGGCGACCAAGCUCUGUAUCACAAGUUCGACUGUGACUUGCAUGUGCUGGUGGCCCAGCACUCGGUGGACGCCGACCUUCACUUCGCAAAGCUGGAAGGGCCCCAGCGUGAGUACUGGGAGCGCCGCAAAGGGAUCACGGGCUCCAACCCAGAUUCUGGAUGCAACUGGGACCGUGAUGCUUUCAAGCAGUGGGAGCCUUGGACCACAGAGGACUUCCACUACCACGAGGUGGACACUGACCAUAUGACGAUCAAGAACUCGCCGCUCAUGCGCAAGAUCGUGUUCAAGGAGCUGGGCGGCUUUUGCGGCAUGGAUUAUUGA